UCGCGUGAUCUCGCGCGUUCCACUCCCAUCGGUCGCGGCAGGAGUCCGCGACGAGCGCGAUCUCGCGGGAUGAUGCCUGCGCGCGAUGUAAGAGGGAAAGUGCGCCCGUAAGGAAGUUAGCUGAAAUUCGCCCGACAUCGAAACGCGCAACGGAAGCACGGAGCAUUUCCGAAUUCCGCGAGAGAAUCCAUGUGCUCACAGCAUGGCUAUCAUGCAGUCCUGUUGCUGUUGGCAAUCUGUACGCAGAGGCAGUUUCGCAUGUGCAAUUUACACCGGAAUGUAUUUCGUGCUGCUGGCUUUGACUACCGGUACAGUUCUGCUGGAGGAGAGCCAGUACUUGACGGGAAAUCGUUCUCUGCCGGUAUCGUCCAGCGUGUUGGAGCCGGGGACCAUAUCACCGACGACGGUUCGGUUCAACGCAAUGCUGCUUGUCUGCUCCUGCUGCGGCGUACUGUGCAGCCUCCUUCUUUUGUACGGCUUAUUCAAGGAUCAUAAAAUGUUGCUGAUUCCAUGGAUCAUUGCGGUGAUCACGUGCACCUUCGUCGACGUAGCGCAUAUUCUGUAUCUGUUUUUAGUCACCCUCAACUUCAACCCGACGACGGUUAUGCUGUACACGCUAAAUUUCUUCCUUCUCUGCUUGAACAUAUAUUCGCUGUUGUGUGUCAUUUCGCAGUACCAAGAAUAUCUAGCUGGUCGCGGCACCGCCGCGCAUGACUACGAAUAUAGGGUUCCAGUGGUGAGAUACGUGACUCAGCCUCCGACUACGACCGCUACGUCAUGUCUAAGUUCGCGAAGAGGAGCGACCAACAACGAGACAAAGGCCACGCCGACUCAAAGUCCCACAGCGUGCCACAAUCCGCUCUUAUCUGAGAGAAGUCCCACCGGGAGCCGGGUAUCGAGGAAACACGUGCAGUUCCCGGAUACAACGGCGCCGAGCCAGAUACAGAGGCCAGAAAUGCCAACAGCAGAGACUCCAACGAUAUACUCGCCGAAAAUUGAGCGCAAUAACGCAAAGGCUUGGCUGCAACCUAAUGACGCCAUAACGAUCGUAGUCAGCCAGUCCUCCCCGUCGAGCGAUGAAGGGCAGGUCCAUUAUUCUUGAAUGAACAUAUUCGACCAAGGGCGAAAAAUUGUUGAUAGUCCGAAUGUAUAUGAGUGCCGUGCUCAUCCGCGAAAGAUGCGCACGUACGUGUGUGUGUGUGUGUGU
This is a messenger RNA of Dinoponera quadriceps, 1207 nucleotides long. RefSeq lists its product as uncharacterized. The transcript is spliced from 8 exons. NCBI's taxonomy places the organism in Eukaryota, Metazoa, Arthropoda, Insecta, Hymenoptera, Formicidae. The record is from RefSeq and is a predicted model, not a curated record. The coding region runs from base 203 to 1102 and encodes 299 amino acids.